AUGGAUUUGAAAAAAGAAGUCGUAUACACCUACACUAGGAUGCCUCGAGGAUUGCCCGGGGGUGUGGAUAUAAGGAACCAAACUGAUGUGGAUGUGAAGAAGCCUCAAGAAUCAAGUGCUGUGGUCCUGGAGAACCUUCCCGAUGAUGUUAACCAAGAUGUUUUGACUCUUUUGGUGGAGAACAUCAGCAGACUUCCUGAGAAUGACUUUAGCAUGGAAUUAAUACCAGAAUUAAGAAAAGCUGUUGUGACCUUUAAAAAUACCAAUGCUGCAGAAAAGUUCCUUGAGGACAGCAGGACACAUGAAAAGUUCAAGAAGAAUAAUCUGAGAGCCCGUGCACUGGAGAGAAGCACAUGUGUGCGAGUGGAGGUUCUUCCAGCUGAGGCCAACAACAACAAGAUGCUGCUGGAACUGUAUUUUGAGAAAUUGGGUGGUCCAGUAGAAGAAGUUAUCACAAUUCCAGCAGAGCAAGCAGCCAUUAUUACUUUUAAAGGGGAAGAAGCCAAUGAGAGAGUUUUGAAGCAAGAGCCUAUUAUCUGUGAUGUUCCAGUCAAGAUAUAUCCCUACUUUAAAUCACUGGAUACAGUCUUGUAUGGUGGCAACAGGCCACAACUGAAGCUGCCUGAACCCAUUACAGUCAGUGUACAUUCUGCCAUCAGAGAGUUCAUCCUCAAGAAAGGACAGAUUUCCUCCAUUAAAGAUCAGAUGAGCUCACACUUCUGCCAAAUAAACAUGGACAAACCUGAAGUUUUGCUCAGUCCUGAUCCAGCAUUACUGAAACAGAAAGGAGUUACCAGAAGACACAUUGAUGGCUGGAGUAAGAAUGCAAUUGAUACCUUCAAAAAAAUCAUCUCAAACUACACAAUAUCUGAGUGGCCCGUGUCACACGCCUUGUGGUCAAAAGUGGAAAGUGAUGUUAGGAAAGCAGUGAAAGAUCAGGUAUUUAUACAUUUGGAUGACUCCAAAGGUGUGCUGACACUGACAGGUAUGACCCAUGAGAUAAAUGGAUUGAAACCCAUCAUGGAUACAUUUUUAGGAGGAGCAACAAGUAAAAUGGAGAAAGAGAAGAACAGUGUGACAGAGUAUUUGGAGAUUUCUCCUGCCAUGUACUCUCUACUUGAACAAGAUGGCCUGAAGGCUGUUUCUUCACAUCUGCACAUUGACUACAACACAAAAAUGAAUAGAUUAGUUUUAUCAGGGCUUCGUACAGAAACUCAUGCCAUCAAAAAUUGGGUUCAUGAGAAGAAAAUAAAUAUGAAACAGAAGUCCUUACAGAUUAACUCUUCAAUCCUGGAGUUCUUGAGAUCAGUGGACUGUGAUGAAAUGUCCAGAGAUCUCUUCAUAUCUCAUGGAAUAACUGCUGUCUACACAAUCGAAAAUGAAGAUGUUGUUGUGAUUGGAAGCACAGAAAGAGCACUUAAAGAGGCAGAGAAGAGGAUAAAUACAGUUCUUAUAACCAAAGACCUCACAGUAGAAGAUCAAGGUGUCCUUGAAAUGCCAGCGUGGCAGGAUCUCAUAAAACAGCUGGAAAAGUCAUUUGGUACUUUCAAAAAGAGAUCUGUGUUUGUAAACGUCUCUAAAAAAAGAGACAAAGUAACAAUGACUGGAUUCAGAGAACCAGUGAUGGAGGUCAGUGAGGACUUAGAAAGUUUCAUCAAAAAACACACUAGAAUUGAAGAAACUGUUCGUGUCAAAUCACUUGCGGUUUCAGAAUACAUAAAAGUCCGAAAAUCACAAGACUUGCAGAAUUUCGUCAAAUCUAAUGAGGUAAAAGUGAGUUUUGAUCCAAAGAGCCCCCGGAUCAAACUUUCUGGAGAGCGUGCAUUUGUCCAGCCAGCUGUGACUCUAUUUAAAAAGUUGACAGAUGGUCUCUGCACAGACACACUGAUAAUUAAAAAGGCAGGAGCAAAGAAGUACUUCAUGGAGCAGGGUAAAAUGAUGCUCUCAAUGCUGAUAAAGGAAAAAAGAUUUGUGGUGGUUCUUCAGCAAGAUGACAUGCUGGAAGAGGAGGAAGAUGAAUUUACUGAAUGUAGUUUUGAAGAUAUUGGCCAGGUCUUAUGUGAGGUUCGAAUACCAGGUGGACUAACUGUUACUGUCAGGAAGGCAGACCUUUGCAAGAUCAGUGUUGAUGCUGUGGUCAAUGCUGCUAAUGAAGAUCUGAAGCACACUGGUGGUGUAGCUUUAGCACUUCUUCAAGCUGCUGGACCAACUCUGCAGCAAUAUUGUGAUCUACACACAGAAGUAAAUGGGCCUCUGAAGCCUGGAGAUGCCUUCAUCACUGACGCUGGUCGUCUUCCCUGUAAAUAUGUGGUGCACGCUGUUGGACCUCGCUUCAGCGAAUCAGACAGACGUACCACUGUGCAACGCCUGAGACGUGCUGUGAGGGAAAGUCUGAACCAAGCUUCAAGGAAAAACUGCUCUUCCAUUGCAAUUCCAGUUAUUAGCUCAGGGAUAUUUGGUUGUCCUCUUGAUCUUUGCACUGAAUCGAUCGCCAAGGAGCUGUGUGAUUACAUUGAAUAUCAUAAACACAGAGGCUCCGAUAGCACAUUAACUGAAAUUCACUUGGUUGACAAUAAUGACAGAACUGUGAAUGCCAUGACUCAAGCUGUCAUUAAAGAGUUUGUUGCUUAUAACCCUAAAAUAACUUUCCUUAAUCAAGAUAAACUUCAUGGUUAUAGUAACUAUGUACAAGGGUAUCAUGACAAUGGUCCUGGAAACUACAACCAAAUUAACCAACAGUUUGAACGUCCCAAAAGCCAUGGAGACUUUGAAGAAAAACCGCACUCAAUGUUAAGUGUUCUUGAGACCAAAACUACACAAGAGGGACUAAAAAUCAAUCUUAGUAAAGGGAAUAUCCAGGAUGCACAUGCUGAUGUAAUUGUAAACACUAUAUCGGAGGACUUGGACCUCAGAAAAGGUGCCGUCUCCAAAGCUCUCCUACAGACUGCUGGUCAUCAGCUCCAGUCAGAAAUCACCAGAGCUUCUCACUCAAACAAUAUGAAUUAUGGAUUCAAUUAUAUUGCAAAUGUACCUGAUAUGUAG
This is a messenger RNA of Carassius auratus (goldfish), 3042 nucleotides long. RefSeq names its product poly [ADP-ribose] polymerase 14-like. The record is from RefSeq and is a predicted model, not a curated record. The coding region runs from base 1 to 3042 and encodes 1013 amino acids. The transcript has 7 exons. Gene Ontology annotation, molecular function: transcription corepressor activity; ubiquitin-like protein ligase binding; NAD+ poly-ADP-ribosyltransferase activity. Gene Ontology annotation, biological process: negative regulation of gene expression; protein poly-ADP-ribosylation; positive regulation of type II interferon-mediated signaling pathway. Gene Ontology annotation, cellular component: nucleus; cytoplasm. NCBI's taxonomy places the organism in Eukaryota, Metazoa, Chordata, Actinopteri, Cypriniformes, Cyprinidae.